AUGCGUGAUGAUUUGGGUACAGCGAAUGGUCCGUACAGAGUUGGUACACAGAGGUGUAAUGGCCUAUCUGAUCGCGAAGAACAGGGAGAUGUAAGGAUGCAGAAUCUUAAUGCCCUUUCUGAUUCAAGCGAUGAGGAUUUUGAUUUGGCUUUGCCGGGUUAUCAACGCGUAAAUCUACGAUUUCUUCGCCGUCGCUUAUCAAGGAGUGGAUCUGACUCAAGUGAACAGCAGAAUCAUCGCUUUGCGCAGACAUUCAGAAAUCCCACAGGCGAUUUUGCUGCAUCUUUUUACAGUGUCACUGCCGCUGUAUAUAGUAAACAGGGGGAUGGUAAGUAUAGUUACUUCUAUAUCUAUUGUCUGAUCGCGUUGAUCGAUAACCAAAUACGUCAUACACUAUGCCUUAUAACCGUGCAUAGUUAUACUGGAUGA
This is a messenger RNA of Protopolystoma xenopodis, 429 nucleotides long. NCBI's taxonomy places the organism in Eukaryota, Metazoa, Platyhelminthes, Monogenea, Polystomatidea, Polystomatidae. The record is from the annotation of a GenBank genome assembly.